AAAUACUUGCCAACAUUUAAGAUGAUGUUACUCAAAAAGAAGAAAAACAAAACAAAACCAAGAAAAAAACUUGGAUAAAAUCUCCUCAAAAAAGGUUUUAACAAACAAACAAAAACAAACAUUUUCAUUAUCAAUUAAAUCAAUGAAUUGGAUAGUUUAUUUGAACCAAACCUUUUUACUAACCAAAGAUAAUCUCGUUUAAUGGAACUUUGUCAUUACAUAUAUAGUGAAUAAGAAUGUCUUUAGUUUAUUUAUUAUUUCAAAGGACAGUACCAAAAAUAAUAUUUGAUUGAAUAAAUACAACUUUCCGUGUACUUAACUAUGAAUCAUACUUAAAGUCCAAAGAAACUAGUGACAUUAGCCAAAAUGAUAUAAAUGGAGAUUAGAUCGAAACUGGUUAUCGUUUUGUUUUAGCGAGUUAGUUUCCUACAGGAUGGGGUCGCUAACCUCGUAUCCAACUCUCCUCAAUUAUCAGAGCUUGGAACUGGCAAUAGCUCAAGAAGUGCUCCAGGAGGAGAAUAUUGGUUGGCAGCCUAUGCUGCAUUGGGAGUAACAGGAGUAAGUAAUAAUUCAGACACUGGAAUUUGGAUAUUUUCAAGGAACCAUUAAUCCAUCCAUUAUAAUUGAUUGUAAACAAUAAACAAUAACAAUAGCAGUUUAUUCAGAUAAUGAUGACUUUAAUAUAUCAAUAUCUAAUUCUAAUUAUUCAGUUUAGAAUAGGAUUAACUGUGUAUAGAAAUGAAAUAGAUCCUAAAAAGAAUAUGAUCAAACCUAUCAUAACUCAUUCACCAUCAGAUGUAUUUUCAACAGAUAGUAUACUUGAAUUCACAUGUCAAGCUACCGGUUAUCCAAAACCUAAUAUUGUAUGGUAUGAUGCAAUUAAUGGUAAACAAGUUAUUGAUGAAGUACCAAGUAGUGGAACAACAUCUGGUAUACAUGUUAAUCAACAUUAUGGUAAACUUUUAAUUUCUAAUCCUGAAAGAGGUAAAUUAUAUUCAUUUUAUUGUAAUGCUUCAAAUUCAGCUGGAUGGACAAUAAGUCAACCACCAGUACGUGGUGGUAUAAUUUAUAUAAGUUCUCAAUUUAAACAAAUACCAGUGGAUAAAACUGUUCAUGAAGGUGAUAAGGUUGUAAUGGAAUGUAUACCUCCAAUAGGAUUACCUGAAGUUAAGGUUUAUUGGUUAAAAAAUAAUAAUUUGAUUUCUGCACAAAAUGGAGUAAAACCUAGGAAUAAUAUCUCUGUGAUAAAUGAAUUUAAGUCUAAUAUUGAAAUAUCAAUUGACGGAAGUUUGCAUAUAAAUCCUGUCACUAUUAAAGACAGUGGAACAUAUACUUGUGUGGCAUCUAAUAUCGCCGGUGAACAAGUUUCUCCUUCAGCCUAUCUAAUGGUUAAAUCACGUACUCGAUUUCUGGAAACACCUGUAGAUAUUAGGGUCAAGAAAGGACGUGAUAUAAAACUGAAAUGUAAAGUCCAAGGCAAUCAUGUUGUUAAAUGGAAACGAGGCCCUGGGGAAGAACCGAUAGAUCCGAAUCGGGCUGAAUUAACUGAAAGUUAUCUCCUUAUUAGAAACGCUCAGAUUUCAGACUCUGGUACAUAUAUUUGCACUGCUGCUGGAGGUAUUGAAGCUGAUGCCACGGUCAUAGUUGAUACACCACCAGCAUUUUCCGUCACACCAGAUGAUCUGACAGUUAACGAAGGAGAAACUGCAGUGUUUCAUUGUGUAGCUGCGGGGCAUCCAUUGCCAGCAAUUUAUUGGGAGCUUCCGGAUAAAACACCCAUUUUUCCCGGUGACCAAACAAUAAAUGAAUUUCAUAAUGGCAAACAUUAUUUAACUCCUGAAGGAAGUUUAGAAGUUAGAGAUGUCAGACAAAAAGAUUCUGGUAAAUACCAAUGCACAGCGCAUUCAUCUAUCGAUACAAUUCAUACGAGUGCAACAUUGCACGUCAUUAACCUGUCUAAGAAAAAGCUGGAUUCAUCGAAAGAUGUAUAUUCACUUUCUGAAAACGAACCAAGACAAUUUUCUCCAUCUAAUUUUCAUUGGCUGUCCCCUAUAAUAGGACUUCCACCUGCAAACCAAACACGAACUGUCGGUGAGAUAGUCACAUUGGAUUGCGAACUGGGAUUAACUAGAGGCCUGCCUGGAUCUUUGGCAUCAACACUGCCUUACUCAGACUUAUCUGACUGGUCUAUUGGAUGGUAUAGGUCUACGAAGGAUGGUGUAAAGGAAAAUAUAGACAUUUCAAACCCGCCUUAUGAUCAGCGUUACACUUUGCUUCCACGAGGUAGCCUUCAGAUAUCAAAUUUACGAACAGAAGAUUCUGGAAAUUAUACAUGCAUUGCAAGUGCAGUUAUCAAACCUUACUUAGAUGGUAGUUCGGUGUCAUUUACUUUACAAUCUAACUGGACCUCUUACUUAGAUGUUGUACCUGAAGGAUCACCGGCAACGGCAUCUAUUAGCAACGAAAGUCCUCUUCCUCCGCCAGAAAACCUAAAAGCUACUAAUGUGACGUCAUCGACUGUCAUACUAGUUUGGGAUCUACCAUUUCCCCCACUUCUCUCACAAGAAUUCACACAAGGUAACCCAAUGAAAUCUCACCAGAUUACCUACUGGGUUGAGCUCUAUAGACCUGAUAGACCAACAGAUGGAUGGAUAGUGGUUGAAAAAAAUUGGCACGCUCAUACUGUACAGUUAGGAGGAUUACAACCAGAAACUAUAUAUUAUUUUUUAAUUAGACCUCGUUGGAAUGCAGGAAGAGUAGGUUGGGCUAGCGCUCCUCUGGGUCCAGUUUUAACUCUAAAAGAACAAGUUGUAAGUCAUCAAGAGAGUCAAUUAUCGGACAGAGAAGCUUUGAAGUCCUUUAAAAAUGUUAACUUAAUACUACAACAUUUGUAUCCACUUUCACCUAAAAGGGUACGAGUUAGCUGGUCCAUUACAGAAGUUCUCCCUGUACUAUCAAUGGUAAAAGGUUAUUCUGUUUAUCAGAGAGAAGUCCCCUUGAUGCAGUGCAUUUCAAACAAACUGGAGGGUAUGUACUCAGAUGCAACUGGACUAACAACGAAGAGUGGAGAAAGAAUGUACUGUAGCAUAAAAUCUACCACUUCUAUAGAUUCACAUUCUCUGUUUCGUCUUGAAACAAUGCAAAAUCUACAACAAAAUUUUAAGAAUAAACAAGAAAAAGAAUUCAAUAACGCGACAUCGGACCCAUGGACGGUCAUUGAUAUCAAAGCUCAAUAUCAAAAAGAUAGGAAAUAUAGUGACAUUCACAACUCACUAACAAUCCAGGAAACUAGCCUUUUACGUGAUCUUGAAGCUUUUCGAUGUUAUGAAAUCAAAGUUAAAGCAUAUUCAUCUAACUCCUUGAUGGAAAAUAUUGAAAGUCGAGAAAGUAAUACUCUUAAAGUUUUAACUUUUGAAAGCUUCCCAAGUUCACCACCGGAUAGAAUAUUUGCUGUGUGGAUAUCUAACACAACCAUAGAACUCUCGUGGGAUCCACCGCCUGUCAUCAAUUGGAACGGAUUAUUAAUGGGUUAUAUAAUAUAUGUAUAUGACGAAGAUGCAAGUAACCAUCAAAGUUUCAAUUUAUCUUAUACUGAACAAAAGACAUUGAUUAAAGGAUUAACUGGAAAAACUAUAUAUUUUGUUCAAAUGGCUGCAGUUACAUGUAAAGGAAUUGGAGUACGAAGUGCACCUAUCCAAUUAAAACCUGAUUUACGCAAAAAAGGAUUAGGCGUUGGUUGGGGUUUUGAUGUACAAACUGGUAAACUUUUACAAUUUAUGAGUAUUGAAAGAAAAGAAAGUAAUGAUAAAGGGGCAGAUUUUCUAAAUCAACCAUGGCUUAUUGUGACAAUUAUAUGCAGUUUACUAGUAUGGUGUGCUACUGUUACUCUAAUAACAUUUUGUUGUAGACAUCAACGUUAUCGAUUCAGAAAAUCUGUUGGUACUGUACUCAUAGCUAAUAAUUCACAAUGUGGUUCAAUAGCUGAUGGAUCUAAUAAUACUUGUACAAGUAUAAAUAAUUCCAUGAUUGAAAAUAAACUUUCUAAGAGUUCACAUCAUUUACAAAAAGAUCAUGUUCAAUUGGAACCAUUAUUAAGAUCAGAAACACCUAAUAUAGAAAAUGAUAAUUGUUUAGAAACUGUGGAUAAAGUGAAAUAUAUGGGAUGGUGUCAAUAUCCUUCAACUACUCAAAAUCAAAAUUUACAUAACAUGACUAAUAAUUCUCAUAAUGAAUAUAAUAACAAAGAGUCUAAUGAUACUCAAUUCAAUUCAUUUAAUCCAACUCUUUUAGCAUUAACUCGUUCACCACAUCUAUCAAAUGAAACAAAUAAUGUUGGACUAUAUGCUACAGCAGAAAAUAUUACGAAUAAAAAUGUACAUAAUAAUCAUUCAAAUAGUCAAUCUAAUCAUCUUGUACUUCAAAGACCAAAUACAUUAAUUCAUUACUCAAAUGAUUGUACUUCACGUACAUCCUAUUUAAGUUAUCAAUCUCAUAUAAUUCCACAAUCACAAAUAAAUACUAAUAUUCCUUCUAAUGGAUAUAAUAAUAUAGAUCAAACAUUUUGUGCAGUUACACGAAUUGGUUUAACUAGUUUACCUUUAAUAGCACCAAUAGCACCAAUUAAUAGUUUACAACAUAUCAAUGAUACAAUAUCAUCUUCUCAUUCAAUAUAUGAUUGUAAUGAAAAUAUACCACAAUUGACUGUAGCACCUUAUGCAACUGUAUCUCUUAUUCAUAAUACAAUGAAUACUACUAAUAAUACAUCAACAAACAAUUGUCAUACAUCCACUUUUUAUACUAUAAACAAUGGAGUUUAUGAUGAUGAUGAUGAUAAUGAUAAUAUUGAUACACCUAGUGAAUUAACUUAUGAAUUUGAUGAAAGUUUAACACCUUCUAUAACUACAAAUAAUAAAAUCAAUUUAAAUAUUGAUUAUACAAAGUGUAAUUUACAACAAGCACAGUUACAAACUAAUCAAUCAUCAUAUACAAAUCAUACAAAUCCUUGUUGUCAAGCCAAUAAUAAUAAUAAUAAUAUGAAUAUGAAUAAUGAAGAAAAUGGUAAUAGAUCACAAUUUUCUUCAUUAGGACAACAUGAUGUAGUUGAUUUAUCACAAAGACAAGAUCUAAGAAAUAAAUCGAAUUCUGCAACAUCUAGUAGUUUAACAAAUGAUGAUGAAAAAUCUUAUAGAUGGAAGAAAAUAACAAGUGAUAUAGUAACAAAUGAAUUUGAUAAUAAUUUAAUUACAACUAGUUCAAAUCAUUUACCUAUGAGUAAUUAUUUAAAACAAAAUCAUUCAAAGAUGAUCAUGACAACAACAACGACAACAACAAUGGCAUCGACGACAAUAACAACAACAACAACCGUGGCAGGAACAACACAAUAUCAAAAUUCAUUUACAUCAAAAUGUGAAAAGAAUGAAGGAUACUUGUAUUGUUAUGAUGAUAAACAAAUAAUACCACCUCCACCAAAAUCCCCACCACCUCCAGCACCAAAAUAUAAUCAUGAUAUUUAUGAUCAUCAUCAUAAUAAUAAUAAUAAUAGUAUGAUGAAUUAUCAAUGUUCACCAAGGAAAACAGAUAAACCUCAUGAAUUACCAAUAGAAUAUUCAUCUUCAUCAUCUUUAUCAUCAAUAACACAUACAACACAUUCAACUAUACCAAACAUGAAUGAAAAGAAACAAAUUCCACAAUCUAAUCCAAUAAUAAUAACACCUAGUAAACAUAAUGAAACAGAAUAUCUAUUUAAUACAAAUCAUCAUAAUAAUGUACAAUUAAACAAUCCUAAAUCAUCUAUAAAUGAACAAAAUAUAUACUACUCAAAUUAUUGUAGUAGUGAUGAUGAUAGAGAAAAUCAUUAUAACGUUUCUAAUAAUUGUUCUAAUCAUCCACAUCCUCCUCCUCCUCCUCCUCAUCAUCAUCAUCAUCAUCAUCAACAACAACAACAACAACAAUAUCAAAAUCAAUCAUUGAAUACAUCAUUAUCAUUAGAUAAACAAUCAUUUAUACAAAGACCAAUAAUGCUGUUAAAUGAACAUGAAUUAACUAAUACUCCAUCAUCAACAUUUUGUAUAUCAUUAAGUCCAGAAGAGCAUUCUAGUUCAACUUAUGCUCAAGUAUAUUAA
Molecule: messenger RNA, 6122 nt
Organism: Schistosoma guineensis
Lineage: Eukaryota; Metazoa; Platyhelminthes; Trematoda; Strigeidida; Schistosomatidae
Source: the annotation of a GenBank genome assembly